Messenger RNA from Talaromyces rugulosus, 2502 nucleotides. RefSeq lists its product as uncharacterized. The record is from RefSeq and is a predicted model, not a curated record. NCBI's taxonomy places the organism in Eukaryota, Fungi, Ascomycota, Eurotiomycetes, Eurotiales, Trichocomaceae. The coding region runs from base 1 to 2502 and encodes 833 amino acids. The transcript has 2 exons.
AUGUCCGGCCCUUUCGGUGACAAAUCGUGGCGAGACAGUACCGAACCAGCAGAAUCAGGGUACUCGUCGUCUGUACACGAGGCCCCCGUCCAUCCCCUUCCUCAGCUGCAAGGCCCGUUCGAAGAGUCCAUUACCGAGGCCGCCGAUGGCACAUUGGCCCAGUGGGAGGUGGUCAUUGACACACAGUCUCGGCGAGAUCAGAUUUUGACACUGUCCAAGUAUGAACGCCUCUGUGGUAGGCGAUGGCGCCAGAAGCCGAAUGAAAAAUACCACCCUCUCUGGAAGCUCGUCGCCCAGAUAACGUUCGGCCUGCAUUUACUAGCCAAGGAUCUGGCUAAAUCCAAAGCCGACGUCAUCAAAAUCCUCCAAACCCAUGUGUCCGAACUCGAUGGCUUUAUCGAGCGAACAACUGACGAUCUACACCUCGCGCGCAAUGACAUCAAAGAACGGUUUGAUCUCCUUCGACUUCCGCUCAACAACAUUCCCAUAUUUGGUCAGAUGUUGGACGACCCGACAUUCCGGCAGACCGUGAUGCUAGACAAUGAGCGGAUUGAACACAUUAUAAAGCGGUCUGCAAUGGCCAUGGAAGAUUCCUUAAAGGACAUAAAAAAGGGCGUCGAGUCGGUCAAUGGGCUUUCAUUCUAUAUCAAGGAUGUUGGCAAGUCAGCGAGUCUCCGACCUCCAGAUCUCAAUGCCGUGUGCAUUGCCAUGAUGGGCAAUGUCGAUGGGUGGAAUCGCGAGCUCACUCGCCUAAAGAAAAGCGCAUACAAGCUCGCUCUAGGCUUGACACAGCUCAACAAGCUCUCGACUGAGAUCCAACGACUUGUUGGUGAGGCUAGCAGGAAAUCUUUGGUCAUUCAGGAACCCCCUGUUAUUCCCCGGAGGCAAUCCCGAAUAAAAUUCCGCCUCCAGAGCCCCCGAGAUGGAUCACCCACGAUGCUAGAGAAACCUCUUCCUAGCUAUCCUGAAAUAUCUGACCCGCCUGCAGCCCAAUCGCAAAUCCCCUCAAUCUUGCGCCCCGGUCCUCAGCCUGCGCUUCGAGAGAGAGGCUCUCGGUCGAAUGAAGGCACUACUACAUCGAAGACUCCUACCUAUAGUAGAACACAUAAAGGAAAUGAUAUUAGCAAGGUUGAUGAUUUCAACAACACCUCCAAACGACUGGAUAGAUACAAACCGCGGCAGAGUUCUCCUGCUGCAUCAAGCUUCUCGUCUCAAAAUACACAAGAGCGCGACGGACGAGGGACACCAUCGUCGAAUCCCCCUCAGGAUGCUCUUUCACCCAUGAAAGGCUUUACCAAGAAGCCCUCGAAGAUGAAGAUUGGAUCCGGCCGCCUAUAUCGAUCUGCAUCGAAAACGUUAUCGGCCUUGUCCAACGUGCGAAAUGCUCCUGCUCCUAAAGUGGUCAGCCCUCCACCAAUGGAAACCUCCCCAACAGAGCAGCCUUCAGAUCUAUCUGAGCGCUCAUGGAUUGACUUUGACAGCCAAAUGGGCUUCGAUACCAAGACAAACUAUGAUACCAAGACGAACUUUGAUAACAAGAUCAACUUUGAUACCAAGAUGAGCUGGUCUCUUGGAAUGGAAGGCUUUGGCGAGACCCAUAGCUUUGCGUCUGCGCCCGACUUGCCUCCAGAGUUCCCUCAUUUGGAUUUCCUGGCCCUUUCCGACGACGAUACAACGAGUGAGGAUGAGCCAGAAGAUGAAAUAGAACGAAACUCGGACGCUGGAACCCAUAUCAGUGAUGAAGGCUCCCAAGUCACUGCAUUGCCCAGUCUAGGCUCUUUCUCAGCCAACUUCGACGACCCGACAUCUUGGUUUGAUGAUGUGGCAUCUACCUAUUCCGUCAAGAGCCGAAAGCGCAGGAAGAGACCAUCUCAUGAACCGCCUCUUCCGCAUAACAAGGUUGACGCUCUCGCCAAAGCUGGGCGUGAAGUAAACCCCCCGGCCCGUCCAAGCCGCUUCUUGCCAGGUCAAAAGGCCAAUCUUUUUUCCCUUCGUCCCAAGGGAGGGGCAGGUGCUGCCCCGAAACCACUCACCCUUGAUCAAAAUCUAUACGCAGUUCAGCCGGGGUGGACAUUUCCCCGAAAAUCAACCUCAUCACUAUCCCCUCUGUCCCCGACGUUUCCAACGUCCCCAACCAGCAACGAGAUGCCCGACAGUCCCCCAAUAUCGCCGGGCACGCCUUUUAGCCCCAUGUAUCUGGCACAAAUUUCUAGACUGAGCGCUGACUCGGACGCUGCUCCUCCUAAAGUUCAUCUCGAUUUGAGCGCUCCUACGAGCCCGGCCCCGUUCCUCACUGUUUCCGGUACCACCACUCCACGAAGCAAUGCGAAUAGCGAUAUUUCAACGAGAGAAGUAGCAGAUCAAACAGGCCGCCGUUUGUUGAAGCCAAAUAUCAAGAAAUUCGCAUCUGCCGCCUCCCUGAAUAAAAAAAAUUCGCGAGAGACAAAGCCUGGUUUACCUACGGGUAGGGUGUAUUCAAACCCUAUGCUUGCGGAUAGAUAG